AGAGAAUCGGAGGUAAGCGGAAUUCUUCAACAGGACUGUAUAACGUUAUUGUUCUCCGUUACUGUGCUUUCGUUGUUGAGUUGUAACGUUACACCGAUCAUCUACAUCAGCCAAAGUGAAACAUGACGAGAAAUUCAGAGUUCAGUCAGAACGCUGAAACAAUGGCUGAAACCAGGACAGUGGAGGAUGUAUUUGACGAUACUUACAGGGAGAAAGAGGGUCCAAAACCCCCACGGCAAAUCGUGUGGAGAAAUGUUAUUUUAAUGACAUUGUUGCACAGCGGAGCUCUGUAUGGACUGAUGAUUGUACCAUCUGCUUCCAUUCUAACUUUACUUUGGGCGGUUGUGUGCUUCUUCAUCAGUGCUCUGGGAGUGACUGCUGGGGCUCAUCGGCUGUGGAGUCACAAGUCAUACAAAGCCUCACUGCCUUUACGCAUCUUCCUUGCUUUUGGAAAUUCUAUGGCCUUUCAGAAUGACAUCUUUGAAUGGGCUAGAGAUCACCGAGUGCACCACAAGUUCUCUGAGACCGAUGCAGACCCUCAUAAUGCUGUUAGGGGCUUCUUCUUUGCACAUAUUGGUUGGCUCUUAGUCCGUAAGCAUCCAGACGUGAUUGAGAAGGGGCGCAAGCUAGACGUUCAUGAUCUCAAAGCAGACCCAGUCGUCAUGUUUCAAAAAGAGCAUUACAAGGUCUCAGUGGCACUGGCAUGCUUCGCCAUUCCCAUGUUUGUGCCUUGGUACCUUUGGGGUGAAUCUCUUUGGGUGGGCUACUUUGUCCCAGGACUCCUGAGGUACGCCACUGUGCUCAAUGCCACAUGGCUGGUGAAUAGUGCGGCCCACAUGUGGGGGAUGAGGCCCUAUGACCAUCACAUCAAUCCCAGGGAGAACCGCUUUGUGGCCCUCAGUGCCAUAGGGGAGGGUUUUCACAACUAUCAUCACACGUUUCCUUAUGACUACGCAACAAGUGAGUUUGGUAGCAAGCUCAACUUCACUACUGCUUUCAUUAACCUCAUGUGCUCCCUAGGCCUGGCCAGUGACUGCAAGCAGGCUUCCCCAGAGGUAGUCAAGGCCCGCGUUCAGCGCACUGGGGAUGGCAGUCACAAGACUGGUUGAGCGAUUCUCAGAUUUGAAAGCUCCUAUGCAGUCACAACAGGCCAAAACAUAUGUGAAGCUAUAUAUUCACAGAGUUUAUGAACGAGUUUCAAAAAUGCAUAGUAAUGUCUCCAAAUCUUAUCUGAGAUAAAAAAAACCGUGAGCCUUGCGAACUAAUACUGGUAAUAAGAUAUAUAUUUUUUGCAUUGAGAUUGACAGUGAGAGUGUUUGGUGGAAAGGUGUGGCUCUAAGUCUAGCUCUGGAAAGGCCCUGGACCUCACUGGUUAAGAGGCCAAGUGUCUGGAAGUGACACUGGUGUAUCAGUUCCACUUUGUGGAUAUAGCACUUUUUCGUUAAGCGUUCAAGUUUGUUAUGGAUGUCAUUCCAAUGCUAUGCAAUAUAUACAUUAACAUAUAUGUGCUAUUAAUCAUUUUUGGCACUUUGAAAUGUUGUGAGAGAUAAGUAGUUUUACAUGUGAAGCUUAACAUUGAGAAUCUUUGCAUAUAGUGUCAUUUAUUACCCUUAUUUGGAUAAUGGUGUGAUACUGCUUUGGAUUGUCAUUAAUCCUUUACAUCAUCCAUGAAUAAGUAAGGACUGGACAAGUAUUGAUUUACAAUGAAAUUGAUAUAAUGUUUUUUUCCCUUUACUAUUCAACUGUUGCACCAGUCAACAAACAUACUCGUUCUACAGUCAAAGAGAAAGAAUAUUGCUUGGUGCUCUUAGUCUGUUUGUUAUUGGUGGAAGGUUGGGAUUUAUUUAUUGAUACAUUGCACAAUUACAUACCUCUAAAUAUGGAUUGUACCUGAUUGAAGCACAACACAAGAUGAUCAGAUUGGAACUGACUUGUCAUAGUGCAUUGCACCACUUGGCCAUUAUGGUCAAAUCGAAAACAGAAUGAAAGAUUUGAAUAUGGAAAUAUUUCUUGAAAAAGAAGUAUACUUAUCUCUGCCUUUAUUUCACAAAGGGACAUAGUCUGUCCUUCGGGGAAAUAAACAUGGAAAAAGUAGUUGUUUGUCGAUAUAUUUAUAUGAACAUAUCUGCAAGAAGUUGUUGCCUCCCUGUUGCCUUAUCAAAUAACAUAUUAUUAUUGGUGCCUGAUUAUAGUAAUAACAAGAAUGAAUGUCCACCAAAAAGACCUUGGGUCUAUGUCGGACCAAAUGACUUACCAUACAUUACCAAAUGUCUUAAUUAGUGCAGGUGAAGGGUGUCACAGAUGAAAUGACACUUUUCGCUGAGGUAAUGAUGUAGGCCUACAUCAUACCUUUACAUUUUAAAGGACCACAUUGUUAUUCUGACGCAGUGAUGGCAAAUGGUUAGUGAUUUGUUACUUUUGUAUCUUGUCCUGUAAGAGUAGCCUAUUUUUUAUAGUGUUGGCUUCUUGAGUUUCUGAAUGCCUUAAUAACUGGCACAUUUUGAAAGGAAUGUUGUGUUUAUUGUAAGCACCAAAAAUAAACAAUUUUACAUGUAAAUCUGUAAAA
Molecule: messenger RNA, 2566 nt
Organism: Alosa alosa (allis shad)
Lineage: Eukaryota; Metazoa; Chordata; Actinopteri; Clupeiformes; Clupeidae
Gene: scdb
Product: stearoyl-CoA desaturase b
Exons: 6
Coding region: 123-1109 (328 amino acids)
Biological process (GO): unsaturated fatty acid biosynthetic process; response to fatty acid
Cellular component (GO): endoplasmic reticulum membrane
Molecular function (GO): iron ion binding; stearoyl-CoA 9-desaturase activity; palmitoyl-CoA 9-desaturase activity
Source: RefSeq, a predicted model, not a curated record